Molecule: messenger RNA, 1643 nt
Organism: Phaeodactylum tricornutum CCAP 1055/1
Lineage: Eukaryota; Bacillariophyta; Bacillariophyceae; Surirellales; Neidiaceae
Gene: DXR
Product: 1-deoxy-d-xylulose-5-phosphate reductoisomerase
Exons: 2
Coding region: 109-1560 (483 amino acids)
Biological process (GO): isoprenoid biosynthetic process
Molecular function (GO): 1-deoxy-D-xylulose-5-phosphate reductoisomerase activity; manganese ion binding; protein binding
Source: RefSeq, a predicted model, not a curated record
CACUUGUCGGUAUCAGCAGUACUACAGUCAGCUUGUUCCUUUGCACUUAUCGAGUCGCACUUUCUCUCCUACAUCGCAUUAUUUGCCUCUUUCUCAUUCGUUGCAACGAUGCGGUUAACGGAACUGUCAGUCUCUCUUAUCGUCGGUUCGGCGGCAGCCUUUGCCCCGACAACUGGUAUCUCCGCGACGCGGACGACUUCGGCCUCGACUGUACGCUUGCAAUUAGUCUCCGGUUCCCAAGGCACCGGCGAAGGGUGGAUUGAUCCUUCGGCUCCCGUCAAUUCCAAAGCUUCUUUAGAAAAAACGCUGUCCAAGUCUUUGGAAGGCAGCAAUUUCCAGAAACGGCUUUCGCUUUUGGGUUCCACCGGAUCGAUUGGGACCCAGACACUCGAAAUCGUCGACGCUUGCCCUGACAACUUUGUCGUUGAUGCGCUUUCGGCGGGUACCAAUGUAGAGCUCAUGACACAGCAAGUGCUCAAGUACUCUCCCAAAGUCGCGUCCAUGAGUACCCCGGAAGCAGCCAAGGAAUUGAAACGACGUCUCCAAGACGAAGGGUGUAAAUCCAUGCCACUGAUCCUUUCCGGGCAGGAGGGCAUUGUCGCAGCCGCGACGGUCGACACUGCCGAUACAGUAGUCACUGGAAUUGUAGGUGCGGCUGGUUUGGAACCCACCAUCGAAGCCAUCAAAAUGAAAAAAGACAUUGCGUUGGCCAACAAAGAAACUUUAAUUUCCGGCGGACCCGUCAUUAAUCCACUCGUGGAAAAAUACGGAAUCAACAUGCUCCCUGCCGACAGUGAGCACAGUGCCAUUUUCCAGUGCUUGCAGGGUGUCCCCCCGGGUGGAUUGCGGCGUGUCAUUUUGACGGCAUCCGGUGGUGCCUUUCGGGAUUUUUCCAAAGACGAGCUCUUUCGUCUCUGCGAAGACAACCCUCGUGCCGUGCAGGCCAAGGCCACGACACACCCCAACUGGGAUAUGGGUGCGAAAAUUACCCUCGACAGUGCCACUAUGAUGAACAAGGGCCUCGAAGUUAUCGAGGCCCAUUACUUGUUCGGUGCCAGCUACGACGAUAUUGAUAUCGUGAUUCAUCCCCAAUCGAUCGUACAUUCGAUGGUCGAAACACAGGAUACUUCCUGCAUUGCCCAAUUGGGUUGGGCCGACAUGCGUCUGCCGUUGGUAUAUUCUGUGUCCUGGCCCCACCGAUUGAAAAUGCCGUAUAAACCGUUGGAUUUGGCCGAGCUUGGCUCUUUAACGUUUAGCAAACCCGACCACGCCAAGUAUCCUUGUAUUGGGCUGGCGUACGCAGCCGGUCGACAGGGGGGUACCAUGACGGCGGUCCUGAACGCGGCCAACGAAGCCGCCAACGAAAUGUUCCGCGCCGACGUCGGUCUCGGCUUUUUGGAUAUACCCAAGCUGAUUGAAGGUGCUAUGGAAGCACACAAGGAAGAAUUCAAAAAGGAUGGUGUCACGUUGGAAGAUAUUCUGCACGUGGAUCAAUGGGCUCGCGAGCACGUGCGUCAAGCGAGUGAACAGCUGGACAAGAGUAAAGUUAUUGUAGUAUAGACGUUCCCGGGGACGUGCAAUCGUAAAACUAACCCUAUAGUGUACCAGGACCACCGCCGACAUCCGUCGGUGAACAAUUCGUA